AUGAAGUCGGGUCAUCUGUACAACUAUACGAGAUUCUACUCCACUGAGAAUAAAGCGGAAGAACCCUACAACAACAAUACCAAAAAUUCAAAAGACCCAAGAAAGUCGCUCUAUAAGGACCUUAAACGUUUAUUUCGUCUUGCAAAACCUGAGUAUGGCCUACUAGCGGGAGCAUUACUUUGCCUUGUGGGAACUUCCACAGUUUCAAUGUCCUUGCCAUUUUUCAUCGGCAAAAUAAUUGACACUACUAAAGAAGAUGAAGAGGAAAGACAAAAGAGCGACAAGUCGGAUGAACCGAAAAAGAUCUUGGGGUUCACGGAGGCGGAGUUUUAUUCAGGCCUUGGUGCCAUUUUACUCUGCGGAAGUCUAUUUAACUUUGGAAGAAUCUACCUACUACGGUCCGUUGGCGAGAAGAUGGUAGCAAGGCUACGGUCAAGGCUUUUUGCAAAAACGCUCUCGCAAGAUUCGUACUUCUUCGACGUUGGCCCUACCGGGAAAGGAAUGAACACCGGCGAUCUCAUAUCUCGUUUAUCGAGCGAUACCCAGAUCAUCAGCAAGUCGUUGAGUGGCAAUGUCAGUGAUGGUGCUCGCUCCUUGAUAAGUGGUAUUGUCGGCCUUUCGAUGAUGUGCUGGGUGUCCUGGAAGUUGUCACUUGUCAUGAGUUUAAUGUUCCCACCUCUCGUGUUACUGUCCACCUAUUUCGGUCGUAGAGUGAAGGAGCUCUCUAGGUCCAUUCAAAGCUAUUUGGGCGGAAUGACAAAGGUGGCAGAAGAAAAAUUUAAUGGCCUUAAAACCAUCCAGAGUUUUGCACAGCAGAAAAGUGUGACGCAUGACUUCAACGCUGAGGUCAAAAGUAUCUUCAACAAGUCUAUGACCGAAGGCAAGUUAAGUGGGGUUUACUAUUCCAUGAAUGGCUUCGUUGGCAACAUAACAUUAAUUGGGCUUCUUGUCGUGGGUACAAGACUUAUAGCCUCUGGAGACAUCACCAUUGGUGAUCUUUCUAGUUUCAUGAUGUAUGCGUUGUACACUGGAUCUUCGGUGUUUGGCCUUGGAAAUUUUUACACGGAGUUGAUGAAAGGUAUCGGUGCUGCGGAGCGUAUAUUCGAAUUAGUUGAUCUGAAGCCCAAAAUUCCAAUCAGUAAAGGAAAGAAGGUUGAUAAUUUACAUGGUGAUGUGGAAUUACGCGAUAUUCAAUUCAGCUAUCCAUCCAGGCUCAAUUCGGUCGUUUUCCGAGACUUGUCUAUCAAGAUCAAGAAGGGUGAACAUGUCUGCUUUGUCGGACCAAGCGGCUCUGGCAAGUCGACUAUUUCGCAGCUUCUCUUACGGUUCUACGACCCUAAUCGAGGCCAAUGCCUUGUAAAUGGCCAUGACAUCCGCGAUUUGAAUCUCAACUUCUACCGAAGCAACAUCGGCUACGUUCAACAAGACCCAUUGUUAUUUAGUGGAACCAUAAGAGAGAACAUAGUGUUUGGCAAACGUGAUGCAACCGUUGACGACAUCGAAUAUGCAAUACGUCUCAGUAAUGCAAACGCAUUUAUACAAGGUUUCCCCAAGGUCUUGACACCGCAGAGGUUAUCGCUAGCGCGUACGCUUAUCAAAAAACCUAAUGUUUUGAUUCUAGAUGAGGCAACUUCUGCAUUGGACUCUCGCUCGGAGGAAAUUGUGAUGAAAAACUUGGCACGGCUUGCCGACGAGCAGCAGAUAACGGUGAUCCUGAUUGCGCACCGUCUCUCCACAAUCAAGAAUAGUGAAAGAAUUAUUGUCCUUAGUUCUCAUGGCGAAAUUGUGGAGGAUGGUGAGUUUGAUGAGCUCUAUGCAAAUGAAAACAGUCAGUUGAACAAGUUGCUCAAAAGUGACUUGUUUACCGAAGAUGCCGAGUAA
Candidozyma duobushaemuli is the source of this 1881-nucleotide messenger RNA. RefSeq names its product ATP-binding cassette permease (gene MDL1). Gene Ontology annotation, cellular component: membrane. The transcript is spliced from 2 exons. Gene Ontology annotation, biological process: transmembrane transport. The record is from RefSeq and is a predicted model, not a curated record. NCBI's taxonomy places the organism in Eukaryota, Fungi, Ascomycota, Pichiomycetes, Serinales, Metschnikowiaceae. Gene Ontology annotation, molecular function: ABC-type oligopeptide transporter activity; ATP hydrolysis activity; ATP binding. Bases 1 to 1881 code for a protein of 626 amino acids.